AAUGCUUUCAUUCGCCUGUCAGUCUGUUUAUGAAUGAAAAAACAUGGUGGUCUAGUUUUUAAUCAAAUUUGCUAAAACAUUAUUAGAUUUUCCUUUGAAGGUUUAUUUGUGAUCGAUAGUAAUUAUGCCACUAGCAAACUCCUCAGAUCCAUGGCGAAUGCAGAAUGUUGGAGACAACAGGGGUCAGACAGCCAACAGUCUUCCAAUGGUCGUGGAGAACUCGGCCGAGUCGCGUCAGGCGUCCACAGCAGAUAGCCUGGAUUCCGCCGCCGAGAUCAGCUGUGAGAGAGAGGUUGAACUACAGGAUGUUGUCAAAGAGGGCCACGAGAAAGCAGACCCGUCUCAAUUUGAAUUGCUCAAAGUUCUUGGAGAAGGUUCCUUUGGAAAAGUUUUCCUAGUCCGAAAAGUAACUGGUGCUGAUUCAGGCACACUCUAUGCAAUGAAGGUACUUAAAAAAGCUACCCUAAAAGUGAGAGAUAGAGAACGUACAAAAAUGGAGAGAAAUAUAUUAGUAGACAUGGGCCAUCCAUUUAUUGUAAAAUUACACUAUGCAUUUCAAACUGCUGGAAAACUUUAUUUAAUAUUAGAUUUUUUACGUGGCGGCGACUUGUUCUCAAGACUUAGUAAAGAGGUAAUGUUCACAGAGGAGGAUGUUAAAUUUUAUUUAGCGGAGUUAGCUUUAGCGUUAGAACAUGUGCACAAAUUGGGCAUUAUAUACAGGGAUCUAAAGCCAGAGAAUAUUUUGUUAGAUGCAGACGGUCACAUUGCACUUACUGACUUUGGCUUAUCUAAACUUCCACCAAGUAGUGAUAAAGCUUACAGCUUCUGUGGUACAGUUGAGUACAUGGCACCAGAAGUUGUCAAUAGAAGAGGUCAUACAUUUGCUGCGGAUUGGUGGUCUUUUGGAGUACUUAUGUUUGAAAUGUUAACUGGAAAUUUGCCAUUCCACGGUUCUACGAGACACGAAACAAUGACGCAAAUAUUAAAAGCAAAGCUUGGUAUGCCAUCCAACUUGAGUGAGGAAGCACAAUCUUUACUUCGAGCGUUGUUCAAACGGACACCACAAAAUAGGCUAGGAGCGGGCCCAAAUGGUAUAGAGGAUGUGAAGAACCAUGAGUUCUUUGCAAAUAUAGACUGGGAUGCUCUGUUGAAGAAAGAGGUAAUCCCACCCUUCAGACCAGCCGUGUCGCGAGCAGACGACGCCUUCUACUUUGAUUCGGAGUUUACUUGUCGCACACCGAGAGAUUCCCCCGGGGUGCCUGCCUCCGCCAACGCUCACGAACUUUUCAGAGGUUUCAGCUUCGUGGCGCCGUGCCUAUUGGACGAUGACAAUAAUAAAACCGUUACAAAUACAACGCAGAACAAUGUCGGGCAAAACAAUAAGACUUCCACUGAGGAGUUUUUGGCGGGCUUCGUUAAUAGGAAUAAUUUCUUUGAUGAAUACCGGUUAAUGGGUGAAUUAGGCACUGGAUCGUUUUCAGUGGUUCGUCUUUGUGAACACAAGGCGUCAAGAGUGCAAUAUGCCGUUAAAAUUAUGGACAAGAUGCAGUAUGACCCGCGCGAAGAAAUUGAGAUUUUAUUAAGAUACAGCCAACAUCCGCACAUCAUAACCCUCCGCGGCGUCUACGAAGAAGGCGCCCGAAUCCUAGCCGUCACCGAACUAUGCCGGGGCGGAGAAUUGCUCGAACACAUCACACAGCGGCGCUACCUGCCCGAGCACGAGUGCGCGCCCAUCCUGCGCAACGUGCUGCACGCGGUGCACUACCUGCACAGGCACACCGUGGUUCACAGAGACAUAAAACCAUCGAACAUCCUAUUCGCGACGGCUGAAAAAAGGCCCGAGGACAUCCGCCUGGUCGAUUUCGGGCUAGCGAAGCAGUUGCGCGCAGAGAACGGGUUGCUCAUGACCCCCUGUUAUACGGCCAAUUUCGUGGCCCCUGAGGUCUUAAAACGAGCUGGUUACGAUGCUGCCUGCGAUAUCUGGAGUUUAGGUGUGCUGGCAUACAUCAUGUUAUCUGGCAGAACACCGUUUGCUUCGACUGGAGAUGACAGCCCUGAAGCCAUUCUCACAAGAAUUGAGUCAGGAAAGGUUGAGCUGUCAUCCGGCGUAUGGCGCUCCGUGUCGAGCGAAGCGAAGACGUGCGUGCGUCGCAUGCUGCAACUAGAGCCGGCGCACCGGCCGCGCGCGCACGAGCUGCUGCGGGAAUCCUGGCUCAGCAGCUCCCGGGCACCUACUGAGGCGCAGCCACAGCCACAGCCGGACCUGGAGGACCCGGUGCCGCCUGAGGACCUGCGCCGGGCUGUUGACCUCACCUUCCAGGCGAUGACAUCGUCGCCGAUGACGCCGCAGGUGCUGGGCCCGGUGUCGCAGUCCACCCUCGCGCAGCGCCGCAGCAAGCCGCAGAGACGCUUCCCGCCUACUCAGCUUUAAAUACGGUAUACGAACUAAUAUUAAACAAGUCUUUACCACAAAAAAGAUCUCGAGGAGUUCCCUAAACUGCAUAACAUACCGAAAUACGUAUUAGAUCUAUUUUCGUCCCUAUCAUCGAUGGAUCAAGAGAGAACAAGCGUCCUACGCGCAGUUGUUUCACCGUUAGGGCUUGUGCACAAAUCACGCAAGGUUUUUUCGGCUACUUUUUGAACCCCCCUACACAAAAACACAAAACCUCACGUAUAUUUUUUUUCGUUCGACCUAAUUGUAAGAUAAAUAUUUUAUAAUCUAAUUGUAUAUAGUAAAUUUUGUUUAUUUUUCUAUAUCUUCUUGUGGUAGAUUUUUUUUUCUUAGUUUCGUUCACAGAAAAAUACACGUGAGGUCUUCCUUAUACCCCUCCUCCCCCAACGUGAUCUGUCGUGAUUUUUACCCCCCUAACGAACCUCGCGUGAUUUGUGCACAAGUCCUUCCUUAGUUUCGAAUGUUAUAUGUUGUAUCUUCGAUGUUUCUGGAUAUGAGUCAUGUGAUUGUGAAAAUAUGUAAGUAGCUUUAUUUAAACGGGGAGAAGGAAUCGUAUAUUUAAUUAUACGAACGGGUCCACCGCGAUUUAAUUUCAUUGUUCGUAUAAUUAAAUAUGUGUUCAAAACGCGAGAGUUUAAAGUGUUAUAGAACGAAUCGUAUUAUGAAUAUUAAUGUAAAAAAAUAAUCGCUGAAGAUUCUAGCAUAAUAUGAGUCGUAAUUUUUAUUUGGUAAUAGAACUUUUGUGAUUUAAUUAUUAGUGAAUUGAAAGGUAGAUUGCAUUUUCUUGUAAGACACAUUGCAGCAUUCCAUCCGUUUCCGUUUUAGUCCUUAGCAGAUUUAUAAGUAAAUGUGAAUGUAGUCUUCCUUCAAAAUAUUUGGAAUUAGUAUGUAACAAUUUUAACUUUAUUUUUUAGUUAUUUUACUUGCCCACCCAACGACAUAACUUGUCACUUUGUGCCAUUAUAUCUAUAUGCUACGAUCGAUUGAUAAAUUAAAUACAAAUUUAGUAGACCUACCAUAUAUUUUUAUGUUCUAUUUAUGUCACAAACAAAGUACCUAAAGUACAACGUUUAUUACUGGAAUAGCUUUAUUUUUGUAAAUUACAUAUAACUUCUUGACGCAUUCGCGGUACUUCGUCCCUUCCUUUUAUUUUACCUUUACUCUAGUGAGAUGUUGUUUAUAUUUUUGUAAGAUUUUGAGUAUUCAGUAGGUUUAAGGCUUAGAUAAUUAGUAUUAAGUAUAUCGAAAUACUUAAAAAGGGCUUUUAUUAACAUAGUUUAACUUUAGUAUAGGGUUCGUGUGUAUAACACAUCACAUGCGUCAAUCUAAUUCAUCUCAUCAUAUCUUCUCUUUGUAAUCAUCAAUUCACUCAUAUCAAGGCCUAACUUGCUCACAAAUGCAUAACUACUCGUAAUGCAAAAAUCUUCCAAAUUCUUUAAUUCUCAAAUAUUUAUUUUAUGUAUACAUAUUAUAAGUAUAAUUUAGAUUAGAUCAUUAGACAACCAUAAAUAUUUUUGUAUUAAGAUAUAUUUUUCUUGUAACCAAUUCCAUUUAGA
Molecule: messenger RNA, 4008 nt
Organism: Cydia strobilella
Lineage: Eukaryota; Metazoa; Arthropoda; Insecta; Lepidoptera; Tortricidae
Gene: S6kII
Product: ribosomal protein S6 kinase 2 beta
Exons: 14
Coding region: 125-2431 (768 amino acids)
Biological process (GO): intracellular signal transduction; peptidyl-serine phosphorylation
Molecular function (GO): magnesium ion binding; ATP binding; protein serine/threonine kinase activity
Source: RefSeq, a predicted model, not a curated record